Messenger RNA from Drosophila novamexicana, 3200 nucleotides. RefSeq names its product insulin-like growth factor-binding protein complex acid labile subunit. Bases 302 to 3052 code for a protein of 916 amino acids. Gene Ontology annotation, molecular function: protein binding. The record is from RefSeq and is a predicted model, not a curated record. NCBI's taxonomy places the organism in Eukaryota, Metazoa, Arthropoda, Insecta, Diptera, Drosophilidae. The transcript has 5 exons.
CACAUAAGAAAGAAAGGAAAAAACGCCCUCAAGCAAGUGUUUGGCAGCCCUAUAAAAUGUAGACUUUUAUUCAGGCCCGCAACUUACUCAAAUCACGCGUUUCAGUGUUUCGAAAUAGUCGAGAAAAAAAUCGCCAAUAAAAUUCAAUAGUAUUUUUUUGUAUGUGCUGCUCGAGUGCUCCGUGUUUUGGGGUGUUCCAAUUUCAUAUACACGCUUUACCCUACCCCAUCCCGAGCAUCGAUAAGAUAAGCUCUGAGCGUUGUGGGAUUAGAAAAAGCCAUUACAAAUUGUUCAAGCAGGCAUGGCGCCCCUUCAAAUGCAGCUGCUGUUCCUGCUCCUGCUGAUGUUUAUGGCGGUUGCUGCCGCCGUGGACUGCCCGUCUGCGUGCAAAUGCAACUGGGUGAUCGACAGUCUCUAUGCGAACUGCUCGCGACGCGGUCUGCGCAACUAUCCCGACUUUGAUAGUCUGCCCGUCGAGCAUUUGGAUCUGUCGGGCAACAAUUUUGAGGAAUUUCCACGACAAUAUGCCGAUAUAGAUUCGCUGUUGUAUCUGGAUCUAUCGGAUAACCAUAUAGCCAGCCUGGCGGCAGAUGCGCUGAUCGGUUUCGUAUCGCUGCGCACUCUGCUGCUGGCCAACAACUCGAUCGUGGCCUGGCAGCAAAUCCAUCCCCAUGAGGCCUUCAAGUAUGCGCCGAGUCUGAAGCAGCUCAGCCUGCGGGGCAAUCGGCUUGGCAGCUUUGGCGGCGACGAUGCCAGCCAACAGCUCAACAGUCAGUCCCUCAACGAACUGGAUCUGUCCAUGGCGCAAAUUAGCUCUGUUGGUGGCGAUCUCUUGGUCAAUCAGCUGCCCAAUCUGCAGCGUCUCUCCCUUGCCAACAAUCAGCUUGGUCAGCUGCUGCGUUUGCCGUCGCGCAGCCUGCGGGAGCUGGACAUGAGCAACUGCAGCCUGCAGCGCCUGAGCUCGGCCUUUAUUGAGGCUCUACCCAGCCUGGAGGUGCUCGAUUUGUCGCACAAUACCGCCCUGCAGUUUGGCAGCGCGGAGGAAGACCUGAUUGUGUCCUUUGAGCUGCGCCGCCUUGAUGUCUCCUUCUGUAAUCUGGACCAGAUCGAUCUGAGUGGAUUGCCGGCGCUCGUCGAGGUUAGCCUGAGCGGCAAUCUGCUGCGAACGGUAGAUCAGCAAAGUUUUGCUAACAAUACCAUGCUGGAACUGGUGGAUCUGUCCAAGAAUGUGCUGCGCUUGAUAGGAAAUGAGGCAUUUAGUCAGCUAAAGCGGCUAAAGCACCUGAACUUGGCCUACAACGAGAUCGCCUACCUCGAUCGCAAUCUCAUCAUCGGCAACGAUGUGCUCCUCGAGCUGAACCUAAGCCGCAACAUCAUACAGAAGCUGACGAAGAUUGUGUCCAAUUCGGUGCGUCUGAUCAACAUGAGCUGGUGUGAAAUAAGCUACAUCGAAGGCAACGCGCUCUCCGGCCUGUCGGCCAUACAGAAGCUGGACUUAUCCCAUAAUCUGAUCAGCGAUAUACCUAAUCUGAUGCGCUCGGAAACGCUGCAACAGCUGAAUCUAGCCAACUGCAGGCUAUCUACCAUACGGAACAGCAGUUUCCGUGGUUUCCCAGAGCUGGCGGACUUGCAUUUGAAUGGCAAUCGACUGACCAAUCCCAUCCCACCAGUAUAUUUCCGCUCGAACAAGUUUCUGGAUCAGAUCUGGCUGGGCGAUAAUCCCUGGAUAUGCGAGUGCCAGAAUCCUUUGUUUGUCGAGUUCUACGACUUUCUGACAGCCAAACCCGCCAAGCUCAGGGAUCGUCACCAGUUGCGUUGUGCCUCGCCUGCUAUGUACUACGGCAACCUGUGGGAUUAUGCCUGCAUGUCCGACUGGACGGUGAGCGCGCGCAGCAGCAGCGGGGAGAAGGUCUGGUCGACCAUAAUGCUCAGCAUUCUGGGCCUGGGCCUGUUGGCACUUUUGUACGGGUGCUUCCAGAAGUUGAUGCGUAAGCACAAGCAGCGCCAGAAUCGCAGGGAGUACGAUGAAAACCACGAAGAGCUGCGACGUAUACGUGACAUCAACGAGCGCAUGCUGCGUGAGGAAUCGACGACCACGUUACAGCAGGCGCAGGAGAUUAGCUUGUUACCCUCGUAUGAGGAUGCGCUCCGCAUGCCCAAGCUGGAGCGACCGGUCAAGUCCAUGUUGGAUCUGAGCGUCACGGAGCGCAAUCGCAAGCAACUGCGCCGCUCCCAAACCCAGCCAGACGGUGAAAUGUCCGCCGGCGACGACGAGGAACUGCAGCUGGAUACACGUCAACGAUUCCGCAGCGUGGAGAUGCUAGCCAAUCGCGACAAGGAGCGUCGGGCGCAAUACGGACCGCAUCGGCGCACCGGCUACAUGGAGUACAGCACGCAGUCAGGCAGUCGACGCUUCAGCAUUGAAGACUCACGUUUUCCGGCCGCGCAUUUAAAGACACAGAAUCUGCAGAGCGCCGAGCAAAUCGGCAACUUUCAGAGCUACGAGAACAGCCCGUAUACGAAGCGGAAGCCCAAAAUAGCCGAGAUACCGCCCUUUAAGCGUAUAAAUAUGAUGGCCGACAGUGUGGAGUUUCUCACCGAUCCCGAGUACGAGGAUCUGGGCGCCAGCAAGCCGGGCAGCCCCUUUGCCAAACGGAAGCCCAAGCUGCCAGCCAGCGUGCAGGUCAGCACCCAGGUCUACACGCUGGAGCCUAGUCAGGCGACUCAACUGGAUCCGGCUGUAGAGGAUUACUUUAGCAGUACACAGAAGAGGGCGCCAUCCACGUCCACCAUUGCCAGCGAUUUUCAAGAGCUGGUCGAAGCGGAUAUCGCUUCCAUUGCCGAUGACGAGAACCGAUCAAAUCUGUCCACCUCAUGUGCAGAGCUCGACCUGGAGCGCGGCAAGCGCAAGAAGCGCAAGAACUCGGCGAGUCGUCGGGUCAGCGGCAACUUCAGCGCUGCCGCUGCCGCCGGCGACAACUCGUCCAGCUCCGCCAGCGACGGCGAACGCAAUGUCCAGGUCCACAAGCCCAUGAGAGAGACCCUAUUUUAAGCACUGAAAACGACAAAGCAUAUGCACAAAUACUUAUUUCUUUCAUUUACUAAGCCCAAAUCAUAUGUUUGUAUAUAACUGUCAAGACUUAUUUAAACUUCAUAUAACAAACGCAUCUUAAGUAAAUAAAUCAAUCAAUCGAUCUACU